GUAGGGGAGAGAACAGACCGAUUGCCGACUGCCAUGCAAGGUUGUAGUACCCUUUGACCAUAUAAAGGAUAAGGCCACACACUUGGCAGACAUAAUUCAUAUUGCAAUAUUUAACUGCACUUUUCAUAAUACUUUUAUAACUUCUGGUCUGUAACAUCCAGCGAUGGCAGACAUGUACAAGGAGUCGUCAGGAGGUGACCAAGGGCCUCCUAAGCCACCGCCCUCCAAGAAGUGCGCCACCUUAAAAUUGUCGGACCUAUGGGGCUCUGGUGGAAAGCCUGCAAGCCAACCUGUUCCCACAAAGAAAGUAGAUGAUAAGCCUUGCAAGGAAGGCAACCCCAACAAUGCUCCUGAGGAGCUUGGCGUGGAUGAGGGUUUUGAUGAUGAGGAGGAGGACGAGGAUGAGGAGGACGAGAAAGAGGAGCAGAAGGGAUGGGUGGCCGCGGCGGCCAAGGCGCUUGGCUUUCACUGA
Molecule: messenger RNA, 472 nt
Organism: Volvox carteri f. nagariensis
Lineage: Eukaryota; Viridiplantae; Chlorophyta; Chlorophyceae; Chlamydomonadales; Volvocaceae
Exons: 3
Coding region: 164-472 (102 amino acids)
Source: RefSeq, a predicted model, not a curated record